UCUAUUUGCAAAUCCUUCCCUUAAUGGGCAAUGACUUGGAAGGCGACCCGAUUCUGAAGUCUUCAGAAGUCUCAUGGGUCUUACGUUCUCAAUGCUCUUCCUUCAACUGGGUUUCUUGCCCGAGCCCAAAUACGUACCUAGCUUCGCUUGAGCGGAUGUGAUCAGAGUAAUGCCCUUUGUACCAAAGCCUCUCUUUUUUCUAUGGUCAUGGAUCUCUUGAGCCUUUCCAGGUCCAUGCCUCGAUUUUUCCAUCCACGUGGAAUCGUCAUCACCCAUAGCACCCUACACCGACCUUUAUUAAGCUCGGCACGGCAAUCCUGCCUUGCGAAAGUUGCAGCCUACCAUAUUUUCUGUACUUUGUCUCUUAUAUGAUGCCACUUAUUUUUUGUGUUCCUUUGGAUUGAAUUGUGCGUCCCAAUGGCUGUAAUUACUGGUGUUGCUUCUGGCGAUUCCCACGAUCUUUUCAUAGAUUGGUUCCAGUUUGUAAGUUCCUACCUACAGAUCAAAAAAGAUCCCUAGCUCUGACAGAGGUUAGGUUCUCAUUGCAUUUAUCCUAGUUUCCGUAGGCUUAGGAGUGUGUUUUAUCUCGUUUAAUCUUUUUUCCAGACUUCAAAGAAUAUGGAUUGUAAGUAUCCCCCCCUGCAAGAACGUUUGCUUAUUUAUGAAACGGAAACCCCCUCGAGAAAUUUCCCUUUUUUACUCAAUUGCUGACAUCCUCGGCGUAGCAACACAGAACGAUUUCCAAGAAAGCCCCCGCUUCGGUUAGAACGUAUAUAUCACACGCUGCCCAAAACCUCUCUCACUGCAAAAUUGAAACGACGGAAAAGAAGCCGUGCAGCUAUGGAAUAUAUCUCGGGGCCUUCGAAUGCCCGCCGACUGAGGCUCAAGAAAAGCUGUUGUCACAUUGGGACCUUCUUGUUUUUGAUCCGCUGCAGCCGGGCAUCGUUGAAGCCAUGCUAUCACGCCUAUAUGCAAUACCACCACAAGCGCUUGCUCGGAUUGAUGUCGAGUCAAUGGCCAUUGGGGGACCAGAAAACACGAUUGUCUCUGUUACAGUGUGGCUCAUUCGAUUGAUGGAGGCUUGCAAGGUCGCUUCAAGUCAUCGGAAUAUUGUCACUGGCGUUCUCAUUGCCAAUUGGGAUGAAUACUUGAGUAUCCCUCUUAUAACACAUUUCAUUUAUCUAUUACACUCGCUUGGGCUCUCUGUAUAUCUCGAGGUUUCUGCCCCUCUGUUCCUCUCCGAUCCAGGAAUUGCAGAACUAGACGAGAUCCGAGGCCUGGUCAUUCGCAAUGGGACAAUCUCCAAAUUCGGCGAAGAACGAGAUGCAUUCCAAAUGGCACAAAUGCGGCCUACGAUCAAGGCAUUUGUUUCCCAAGCUUGUCUUCGUAGUUUCGUAGUCAUGCUGUGGGAAACUAUCGACGAUAAUGUGAUACCUUCUAACGCUAUUGUCAAAAGAUGCUAUCAGUGGUCAAGGUUCUAUAGUGCUUUGCCAUGGAUCGGUUCCGCAGCCGCUCUCACUUCUGCGGAGCUCUCAAUUCAUCAGACGGAGCCUUUAGGGGCAUUUGACUGGCUGAAGGAGCUCAAGGUCAUGAAGAUUCAUGACAAAUGGCGAUCAAACCAAUUGGUAUGUUUGAUAUUCUCGCCCUAGUGGAUUCGUCUUAAAUCUAACGAAUUCAACCAGAUUGCUCUACAGUAUAUUUCGGAGACUUCCGAGCAUGUUGAUCGCCUUCGUCAUAUCCUUUCUAUACCUACAGUACAAGAGCAAGAACCGUCGUCGUCCUCGGUCGAUACUGAGCGCUCAAGCUUCGGUUCUGCGGAGAGUUCUGGCAACCCUCCUGUUCAUGGUUGGUCCUCCGAUGUCACGAGAACCAAGUCUUCUAGCAGAACUUCGUCUCCUACAACCUCCACAGAGGCUUUCCCCGUCCCCAGUAGCUCAUUGAGUUGGCUUUUCUUCGCUGAUAAUAAGACGGGGAAUGUGAUAUCUACUUCUUCAAAAGGGCCAUCCUUUGAUUAUCUGGGGUGCUUUCCCCUUGGGUUCGAUGUGACAAAGAAAGCAUUUGUUGACGUGAUUCAUAACCAGCGGCGAUUUGCCGACAUGAGUCUCUUGGAUGAAAUACAACAGCCGAAGAUGCAACAAAUUGGUAAUCAACUAAAUAAUUUCUGCGAGACUCUCUAUGAACAGAAGGAGGGAGGACCGUCCGAUUGGACGGCAGCCGUGCAAGAUCUUGCUCACAGACUUACCAAAAUCCAACCCGGAGCACCAGACUCGAUCAAGGCAUAUAUUGGCCUUGAUCAAGGUUUCCGCAUUCAACCCGAUUUCCACUUCUGGGGGGUGUACUCGACCGAUGAAGACCUUGUUCUCAACUUAUUUCUAUCUAGAAACGUACCUGACCUUGCUGGUGCCAUUUUGCACACGUUUCUAUCUAGUCAAGGCUACCCCAGACACGAGUGCUUCCAGGCCGAGAUUUUGUUAUCGGGGUGGUCCAAAAGUCUCUUGAGACCUUCUGGGCUAUCACCGAGGAUUUUGAAUGACCUUACUCUUCUGUCGCCCGCCGAACUUCUCAGGUUUCUUCAACGACUCACCUUGUCUCCCGUAUUGGAUGAUGACUCCCUGACCAACCUGCUUCGUCGGGCUUGCGAAGUUCAACUGCUAGGCUCAACUGACUUUGCGCAGCUGAAAGAAAUAAGUACUAUUGGGUACCUCAGUGGUCGAGCUACGGCGGAUGACUUGAUUGAAUCCCGGUUUCAAUGGUAUCGACGAGCUGGGUGCCAACACUCAAGCCAGGAAUUAGCACGCAACAAUUUUCUUCAAAUUGAUGCUUCUGUCACUGAGCUACUGAGAGAAAGGCGGAUCCAUGAUCUCCAAAACAUCACUGAGGAGUUAACUGCUGCUCUCGAAAAUAAGGAAAUCGAUUCACGUGUGGACCUUAUAGCGUUUUCCGUUUUCUGCGCAAUGAGAAAACACGCUUUUGACGAAGCAUAUAUGGAAGUCACGGAUAGAAAUACACUUUUCAAUGAUCAGAGUGACCAGGCGGCUGCCUUUGCGGAGCUGUUUGCAACUGGGGCUCGAUGUGAGGCAUAUUUUGACACCACUCCAAGUGCCUUUGGAAAACUACUCUCUGAUCGAUAUCGAGCAUACCAUCACCAACCCGGUCACGAACCACCGAUUUGGUCGGAUUUGGAUCCAACGACACCAUCAGCAUAUGCUGCAGCCAAGAUUGACGUGGAUCCCAAUUCAAAGAGAAAGGGUAUGGCGGUUCACCAGAGGUUCACAUUUUUGAGCGUCUUUGCCAUACCAGCUCUCCUUGAUAUUGUUCUUUUAACCACAACUGGUAGAGGAUUAUAUCUUAGCGGAUAUAUGAGCGACGAUGAACAGUAUUCAGCGACGCUCGCAUUGAUGAUAUCCCUUCUCAUUUCAGGAUCAGUGGGUACCUGGAUCACAUGCGGUGGAUCCUACUAUCUUAUAUCGAUGGCAUUUUCAGCAAUGAAUAUGUUUGUUCUAACUAGAUUAGUUGGCGGGCUAGCGUUUACCUUGGCAGUUGCCGUUAUUGGUUUUGUUGCCGUUGGUGCCAUCAAUGGCAUUGAAGCGGGGAUUAUAUUCUUUCUUUAUCUAAUAGCUCUCACUUCCUAUCUUUGUUUACUGGCGACACUAGCGAAUUUCCAAUACCCUGGUUCCGCAUUUCAAUCAGUGAGUUAUCAUAUUCUCAAUUCAGAUAUGAAACUGAUAGCUUGUCUUCUUAGGGACGCCCAGUGAUAAUAAUGGUCGUUCCUUGCCUUUUUAUUUCACCCAUAAUCUGUGUGUGGGUCGAAGAAAAGGAGAUCUACAUAUAUUUAUCCGUGAUAUAUACCUUUCUAAUCUUGUUAGUGCUCGGUGUACGUUAUACUGGCUCUAAGUGGACAACUUGGUACUUGGAUAUUGAAAAGCUUACCGAUAAACGCUUGCGAGAAUGGUAUAUUGAGACCCAGGAAGAUGGCGACGAGAAGUCAUUGGCGGGGAUGACAGAUCCCGCAGUGCUAAAACUGGCUAGAGCUGCGAUGAUAAGGGAAGUCACAGAUACUCGGACGCGCUUUCGACAGAAGUCUGGCGACCCUCUAGUGUCUUCGCUUGCUAAAAGCUACGACGCAACUGUCUUCUUACUCGAAUGGUAUAGUGGGUAUUCGGGGACACCUCUCCCUAUGCCAUAUUCUUCGACUUGGAAUAUGCAGACGAAAGUAGCCUUGCAGACACUUAAGCAACUCCGUAGGUGUUUCCCUAAUUCUUUCUUCCCAAUUAGGCUGUGUUCUGGGGGUUUGGAGACUAUUUUCAACCCAAAUGGCCUUAUAAUCAUCCUGAAUCUGUCCCCUAACUCUAAAUAUAUGCUAACUCCGAGAUGUUUUUUCAGAGACGGGUAUUCGACUUCAUAACGCCUUCAUACACUGGCGCCAAGCUGGCGACGAGGUUGGAUGCAGUCUGCUAUACUUUAUCGUGGCGCUUCUCGACAAAUGGUCAUCUAUUCUCGACGGUGGACAAUCUCUGGGUCUCGCCGCCAUGAACACAAAGUACCGCAUGCCAGUUGGGUUCUCUCUCGCCUAUUAUCUAAUUGGAGCAGUGCUCCUUGAUUUCAAUGCUGCCAAGCUUCAUACCAUGUCUGCCAAAGGCCAGAACAUGCUCAUUGGAGAAGUGAAAUCAAUACCACAAGCAGUCAAGAGAGAAGUUCGAGCGAGGCGAUCUCUUUACUGGACAAUGCUUGGCCGCUAUUUAUUCUUCCAUGUCUGGAGUCUGGCACUUGCUUCCACCCUUCUUUGGGUAUUCGAUAGUACAAAAGACUCCACCAUACUUUUCAUAUCCUAUGUCGCUGCUUACACGGGUAUGUACUACCCUUUGAAGAAAAGUUCUCUUGAAAACUAAGUCUCUAUAGGCCUUCUAUGGUACCAGGUGAAAUUAAGAAUGAGACACCAUAGACCCAAACUGACUGUACUUAUAGUAUACUAAGAUAUUCGCUGGCGCACGGAGUUUCAAGCCGUUGCUUGUUGCUGUCGUCAUUGGCCUUCCACUGGGACAAAUCCUCAGGGCAUACUACCCAGAUUUCAUGUAUUGUGACACGGUAACUUUAGGUACUGCUACUUGGACUGCAGCGCUACUUUCGUUAUAUUAUGCACGGAUAAAGAUGACAUCUAUAUACAAGAACUCUGACUCUUCAUCAGACUCCGGAUACAGCAAUUUGGCACCUGAUGGUGACUAUCAUGCUUUUUCCAGCCCCGGAAAAGAUCCUUUGUUGUCUCAGGAUGAGCUCCGAGUCGUCUUCCAUAACCUCCGAGUAAUGCGUGACGAAGAGCGUUACCGGGUCGAUCCUCAAAAUCACCCUGGUCUUGAAAUCAAGGCUAAACUUUUGCACGCUCUUGGAAAUUAUCGAGAGCCACGAACGACACUAUCAAAAUUCGCACUUGACGCAUUCCCCCAAGCAAAAGACAUCUUGGAACUUGCAACUUUCGCUUUCGAGCGUGGGACAGUAAUCAUUGAUUGUGUUAGCGUAGCAUCAAUGAAUAAUGCAUUUGAUAACGUGAGGGCUGUUAGUCAUUUCUUGGAUGGACAAGUCCAUAUACUUGUUGGUUGUGGGAUGAUGGACGAACAAAAAGAUCAAAAUACCAUCAGUAGCUUCUGCCAGAGGUGGGCUUCUUCACUCCAGUUUUCUCUGCUUCGCUAAAUCUAGAUAUUUGUAGUACGGCCGAGAUUUUGAUCCACACGAUAGCAGAGAGUCUCAUGGGCAUGGGCCAUGAAGAUGCAUGUCUUGCAGAGACACUACUUGCAGCAUCCCCGUUCUCUGGGCGUACACAACAAUCAUCUCCGAUCCCUAGUUGUGUUAAAGACUACCUAAGUCGGUCAAAACCUUCUUCAGAGAAGGCUCAAGAGCUGUCCCGUUUUCUUGAAAGCCAAAGCUUGAAACAUCUGGCACUUGGGGUUGACGUUGAUAUAAAGUGGGACCGACUUCGACGUGAUAUCCGAGAGUUGAUUAUUCUCAGAUGUACUGGGUCAGAAGUAGCAUUGACCCGGUCUCAACACGAGUGGGUGGUAUUCAACCGUGCUCGGGACGUCUCUAUGGGACUAUUCCUAACGCGUUGCAACUAUGGCGCUUUUGUUGCUCUGGCUUGUCGAGGUUAUUCACUGGGCGAGAGAGAAAACAACGGAGUCGAAGACUUAUGCCACCAAGACUCCAUUGAAUCACUCAAGUUCUUGCGAGUCCUGCCAAAUGUUUCCAAGCGAACGCCGAGGGAAGCUCUUCGCCGUUGGAAAGGUCCUUUCAGCUACGUAUACCACAAUGCAGGAAUCUUUCUCAAAAUUGUCGCCAUUGCAUUUGUGGCUGAGCCUGAAUUUCAACGCGAACUCACUUACGCCUUUCAUUCAAGCAAUAAAAUCCUUCGACGUGUCAAUAUGUUUCUUGCCACCGGGGUGUGGAGGUACACGAAGUUUCUUCAAGAUUUGGUGUUGCCGGUUUUCCUCUUUUAUGGUCGCAAGAACGUCAGCACCCUGUGGGAUCGCAUCGGUGGUACUACUGUAUCUCUCAAGCGAUACAGAAUUGCUAUUGAACAUACAGAUGGACUGUCUACUGCUUUUAUUCACGCGCCUUAUGGUAGAGCCGGUACAUUCAAAGUUCACCAAUACGCAGGGAAGUUAGAUCGAGAGCCUGAAGAUAAUACCAAGCUGCAGAGAAUUAGUACCUACAGCAAGUCUAAACUCUUGCUUCGAAGAUACGAAUACUCUAAUGGCAUCAAAGGUAAUGUGUAUCGGUAUGAGUACCAAGAUACCAACAUACUGCCACAAAGAAAAUCUCUUUUCAAGGCGCCUAAUAUCCGAUACCCGAUAUCGAGGAAGUGUGUGGAAGGAAAGGAUGAGUUCGAAGAGGUUAACUUCAACUCCAGAGGUCUUAUAGAGAGCGGAUCAUACAUCCUUCAUGGGAGCUUAGUGCGAUUUAAAAGCCAUCACCGCCAAGGGAGCGACUUCGAGGACGAGCUUUUGAGAGCCGAGUUCGUUCUGCCCCAUCUCACUUGUACAGUGUCGUGGUCUGCACCACCAGCCACCCAUCAAGAAAAGCUAGACAAGUGGAUACCACACUCUCAAGUUACUGAGGCUACCUUUGUACUUGGUUCUGAUGUUUACGAGUCGCACUGGAGUUACGACCAUAAGUUUCAUCCCACAAUUCACACCACAUUGAAUGGUGCAGUCAUAGAGACACCUCCUAUUAUCCAAUGGGAUCACCUGGGAGUGUUGAAAAAACCUGUCAAUUCCAGUUUCUCUUACGAUGAUCAGCUUGUCGGUUUCAAGAGUCUCAAUUCGCAUGCGCUGCCCCGAUGGUUAGGUCUAAAUACUCAUCGCAAUCCAGUAUCCACAUCACGUGCGCGCUCAAGGCUUUGGAGUGCGUGGAAAAACAAACCGGGAUUCGAUGGUGUUAUGGUGAGAUAUCUUGACGAGAGAUUAUUGAGAGGAGAACCCUUGCUACGAACUUACUGGAGUAGACGUGACCGAGGUGACCUUGCUGGUGCGGAAAAGUUUCUUAAUGAAAACGCAGAUGGUAUUAUGGCAACCGUUGAUGUGGACAAUUCCAUCUCUGGGUGGGCACCUCUGGCAAUAAAGAUUGCCGAUCUAUACAGCUUUGGACAGGGUGGCGAUGCGAAUAGUCGAACAAGAUCAAAAGCUCCGGAUUUCGACAAUGGUGGCUUGCAAGUUCUCGCAGUGGACUCAGGAACUUGGCCAAAUGAAGGCGGCGGAGUAUCGGCUUGCCGUAGGGACAUGAUUAACAACCUUCGUUCUGUCAGUUGGCAUAUGGUUGCUGAGUCUGCCAAUGACUCCGGUCUUCCGAAGCAUCAGGUAAAAUCUAAAUUCUCUAGUCUAUAUGAUUAUACUGACAUAUUAGACGGAGAUGAAUGUGCGUAGUCUCAAAGUAAUUCCACUCUGGGGUUUGGACUUUCUUACCCCUACCCAUGGGCUGUUCAAGGAUAAACUUGACACAGAAGUUGAACACGUUCCCAGAGAUGCAACAAAACUAGAUGUUGAACGCAAUUUCCUCCCAAUUCUCAAUGCCUUGGUUAAAGGCGCCAGGACCUCCAAUUUUACCAUGAGCGAUAUUGCGCAAACCACUCGUGCUUUGGUGAAUCUGAAUUCCUACUUCUCAGACUCUAAGCACUGGGGAGCGAUAUGGACAAGUGAUAUCGUGAAGAAAGCCUGGCGGAAUCUAUGGAUCAGUCAAACUCUAGUCAGUCCAACGCCUUCGGAGUCUUGGUUCCAAACAGAAUUUCCGACCGUGGCUCAACUUGACGCUGCCCUCGAUCUCUGGUAUCGCUACUUGUUCAUAUUCUCGAUACCGAUUCCUGAACGUAUACCUGCGAUAUUCCAGGCUUCGCAUCACAGCGUUAGUGCCUCCUAUGGGAUCGUUUGCAAGCUCAGGCGUGGAUCGACGCUCCAAAUCUGGGAUCACGCAAUUAGUUGGCGAGAGACGAACCUCUAUCUUUCCUCUGACCUUUGUACCAUGGCACCAUUUGUGCGGAAUGCGUUACUCGGUCUUAUGCGAAUUACUAGUCAAUUGAUUCUGCAUCAUGCAGACACAAUUCUUCCUUGCGCCGACUUUUUCAAUCCCGGAUGGGAAACUGAAAUUGGUACUAGUCAAGGCCAGCUCGAGCACCGCAACACUUUCAAGAGGAAGAUUGAUCCAGUGGUGAACGGUAUUCCUGACAUGUCUCAUUUCGCUCCAAUAAAAGGGGAUCUCAAGUCCAAACUGCCAACUGUUACGAUGCUCUCCCAUGUGUGGUAUGCAAAGGAUAUUAAAACUGCCAUUCUAGCAGCUGAUAUCAUCGUCAAUGAGUGGGGUUUCACCGAUUAUCGCCUCGACAUAUACGGAGCUAUCGACAAAUCCCCUUCCUAUUCGACGGACUGCUUUGAAAUCAUAGCCUCCAAAUCACUUCCUCGAUUCGUCAAUAUGUGCGGUGAAGCGAAUCCAACCACAGUCCUCGAGAAAACAUGGGUCUUUCUCAACUCCUCUAUUUCAGAAGGCCUUCCCCUCGCACUUGGCGAAGCGGCACUUACAGGUGCCCCAGUAGUCUGCACAGAUGUAGGCGCCUCCCUUCGGGUUCUUACCGAUCCAGAUACCGGAGCAAGAUACAGCGCAGUUGUUGCCCCAAACGACGCCCGUAACCUAGCCCGUGCACAAAUUAAUUUCCUAGCCCUCCUAGAUGAAUGGGCGCCCUAUGCAGAAGACCCCUCGGACUUCACAGCUCCAACGAUAACUGAUAAACCCACACCUUCAGAAGUAGCAGCAAUCACAGCACGCAUGUAUGCUAAAACCCAACAAAGAAGAGCCCUGGGAAUGCGAAGCAGGGAAAUCGUACAGAAGUCUUUUGGUGGAGAACGCUACCUCCGGGAACACGAACAGAUGCUUUGGAUAGGUAAAGCUCGUUAUGACCUCUCGAAGGCAUCUUCGAUACCUAAGCGACCAGAAAUGCGUCCACACAUGCCUAGUAUGCCUAUUCCAUCUAAUGUUUGGGGCACAGCAGGUGUAGGGUCUUCGACUCCACCCGCACGUCCGCAGCUAUCUUCUACGCAAACUUCGAGUUUGAUGGUUCCUUCGCUGACAGCUACGACUUUGAUGUCCCCUGAGAUCAGAAGUCACUUUGAUAGUGGGUAUCGUACGGGUGCUAGUAGAGCUUCAACCUUGUGGCAAGGUAGCGGAGUGCAAAGUAAUGCAACAGCCAAAACCACAGCGUCUGUUGUUGGGCCAAGGAAAAUGAUGCCUGCAAGAGUCAGAGAUUUGGCUAGGAACGAGGGAUGGGAAAAGGGCAAGAGUUCUGGUGCGUCGGUCGUCAAGGUCAAACCAUUCAUGGGGGAAGAUUCUUUUAUUAGAGAUGUGACUGUGGCGCUUCAACGGGUAUAAGAGUGCUUACUGUGGACUUGGUUUUUCCUUGGUUUCUUCUUUGCAAAUUUAUGCGUAUACUCAUGGGCCACUCAUUCACUUUACAAAGGUCGCAUUUGGGAUUCUGCAUUUUUAGAUGCGUUUUAUUUUCCUUGUUUCCUUUUCAGUCUUUUUAUUUUGGUUCUAGCAUUUGAUAAAGAUCUUUUUUUUUGGAUCUUUUGUGUUUGGGGUGAGGUUCUCUUAUAAGAACGCUCCUUGAUUGAUGUACAUAUGUGAG
Hymenoscyphus albidus is the source of this 10156-nucleotide messenger RNA. The record is from the annotation of a GenBank genome assembly. Lineage: Eukaryota; Fungi; Ascomycota; Leotiomycetes; Helotiales; Helotiaceae.